Messenger RNA from Mytilus trossulus (common blue mussel), 7206 nucleotides. Its product is annotated as nuclear factor erythroid 2-related factor 2-like. Bases 473 to 3061 code for a protein of 862 amino acids. Gene Ontology annotation, molecular function: RNA polymerase II cis-regulatory region sequence-specific DNA binding; DNA-binding transcription factor activity, RNA polymerase II-specific. The record is from RefSeq and is a predicted model, not a curated record. Gene Ontology annotation, biological process: regulation of transcription by RNA polymerase II. NCBI's taxonomy places the organism in Eukaryota, Metazoa, Mollusca, Bivalvia, Mytilida, Mytilidae. Gene Ontology annotation, cellular component: nucleus. The transcript is spliced from 8 exons.
GAAAGAUCUUGAGGAUUCCGAAUUACUUGACGUCAUUUUCUAAUUCGCUGAAUCACAUUUGUUAUGAAGAUUCUAGAAGAAACAGAGUGUUGCACGAAUUUGAGUUAAAAUCUCGCACAAUAUCGAUACAAACAUAUAUCAAUACAGUCCAGACUACACAAUUUAUACACUUAUAACAUCAAACUUUUACGAAACUGGUCUAUUUUCUCCCUGUAGUAGCUGUCAGUGUCAUGGCAGCCGCGUGCGCUCCCUGUUAAAAAUGGGAACAAAGGCAUUGUUGUUAUUAGCCUUAUUUAUAAACUAAUAAUCAUUUUGGAUGUUUACAAAUUUAUAAGAAAUUAUGGAUUAGCAAUUUUCACCAGCUUAUUAAUAAAAAUUCACAAAGUGAAGGACAAGAAACCGAAAAAAAAAACCCAUUGCAAUCAACUUUUGACAGGAAUUCCACAAAGAACUUCCUGUUGUAUUGGACAAGAUGCUUAAAGACUACUUUGUUGAUGGACUUGUGCAAAUUGCCAUAGUUCUGAGUUUGUUGAGGACUGACUUGAAUAACUACAUGAACAUUCACUAUGUAAAUUACCCAGAAGUGCAAGAAAUUAUUCUUGGAUCAUCAGCUGCAUUAGCUCCAACUAACUUCAUCAACAACAACAUCAAUUCUUUCUAUGGCAGUGGUAAUCCUAAAUCAAUUUACAGUGAUUUGACAUAUCAAAAUCUUAUUCAAGAUUUACGUUCUUUAAGACGAUUUUCUGUUUGGCAAAGAUCUCAUUCAGCUCAACAAAUAGAAACAUUUCUGGUUGGUUUGAAUAAUUUACCAGAAAUUGCAAGGGCACCAGCUGUAGAGCAAAACAACAAUAAUAAUGUACAAUCAGAAACAAACACUGAUGACCAAAGUGAGGUUGAAUCAAGCAACAACAAUCAGAACUUAGAUAGCAAUGAUAAUGUGCAAUAUGAAGAAGUUGUUCUUGGUGUUGACAGUACAUGUAGCACAAGUAGCUCUGUCUCUUCGAGUGUAAAUAGUCAAUAUGAAAUUCAGUUUGAUGGUCUGUCAAGGGAGGAUCUUGAUCUCAUUGAGGUACUAUGGAGGCAGGAUAUAGAUCUCGGGAUAGGAAAGGAGGUGUUCGACAUCAACCUAAGGAAAGAGCUAGAGAGAGAACGAGAAAUAGAGAUACAAAAAGAACAAAUCAAAAAAAAGGAGGAAGAACUGUUGAGAAUAAAACUUGAAGAACAGCGCCGUCAACAGGAACAGCAAUGGAGAUCAGAGAAUUUUACUAGAGAUGGAGAAACUGGUGAAUGGGUGCCUGUAGGUGGAAGAAAUAGAAUUCCCCCACCCCCUCAGACUUCUCAACAACUGCAGCAAGUCCCACAGCAGCAAAAUGUACAGAAUGGUCAAUACCAGAACUAUAUGCCCUAUGAAAACACUAUGCCUGUGAUGAAUGAAAUGCCACAGUCCUCUGGAGAAUAUAUGAUGCCAACCCAUGUAGAGCCUCAAUAUCAGUCCCUUAGGAUACCUCAUGAGAAUGUAGAUCAGCAGCAGACACAGCAGCAAAAUAUGACAAAUUUCAUUCCACAACAAACAAAUUAUAAUCAGACAAAUCCAUACAAUCAGGGAGAAAGCUUCGAGGAACGGUGGCAAGAUAUUGUCAGUAUGUUGAAUUUGUCCCAGAAUAAUUCAGGAAACAUGUACAAUGGUAUGCCUCAAAGUAUGCAUGCUUUGAUGGGUCAUAAUGCUAGCAUGUACAACCAAUCAGAUAUGUCAUCACCUCUUAUGCAGUUAAUCCAGUCAGUACCAGCAGCAGGUAGAGACAACCAAUCAUCUGCCAUGAUACAAAAUAUUACCAUGCCAACAGCUGGAGACAACCAGUCAUCAGUGUUAUUGCAGAAUGCUUCAAUGCCUGUUCCACCUAUGAAUAAUUCCAUGAAUCCAUCUUACAAUUCAUUCGACAACUCAGGUACUUGCCAGCAAAAUGGUAAUUUCACACCCUCAAAUCCAGAUUGUGGUAUGACAAGCCAGCGUGAUUUUGAGACUGGUGAUCUUCUUUUCCUCAAUGAUAGUAGUCCCAUGAAUCAAACAGAAUCCUUGAAAGAAGUAGAAGAGCUACUGCCUGACAUCAUUAACACUGAAAAUUUAACAGAUUACAACAUUACUGAGUUGGCCUUAAAUGAUGGCUUGCGUUCCAUGCAUAUGCUUGACGAAGAGAGUAGUGAGUCAGGAGUAUCUAUGGGUAGUUCUGGAUCACCAGUACAAGAUAACUUCAGUGACUCCGUUAUGUCUCCUUUUGAUGGUGCAGGUGGAGCAACUGGGGGUCAAGAUUAUGGUGAAUCACCAAAUUACAAAGGUCCCAAUUUUAAUAACAAUAAUAAUAAUAACAACAAAAAUUACAAUGGGUACAACAACAGUGAUAGCCAAUCAAAUUGUUCCUCUGUAUCUAAUGAUACUGAUUACCAAAUAGACAUGACAAGAUCCAAGCAUAUUCAUCAUAAUCAUUCUUACCCGCUACAGCCAGGACAGGAACCCAAAGAGUACAAGAAAUAUACAUACAACAACGAUAAACCUAGGCAGAAAGGACCACACUGUCGUGACAAAAAACGCAUUGCUGAAUUGAACAUUCCACUGACUCUUGAUCAAGUUAUUGAAUCACCAGUGGAAGAAUUCAACGAAAUUUUGCAGAUGCAUAAAUUUUCUGAUCAGCAGCUUCAACUGAUCAGAGAUAUCAGACGCAGAGGCAAAAAUAAAGUUGCUGCCCAAAACUGCAGGAAACGCAAGAUGGAUGUGAUUGUAGAUCUAGAGGACAAUAUGUCUUCCCUACGUGAGAGAAGAGAUCGACUUUUAGCGGAGCGACACACGAUUGACAAGCAAGCAAGGGAAAUGAAAGACAAAUUUGGAGUCCUGUACAGAGAAAUUUUCCAGUCCUUACGUGAUGAAAAUGGAAGACCAUAUGAUCCCCAGUUUUAUUCCUUACAGCAAUCCAGUGAUGGCAAUGUUUUCCUUGUACCACGAAAUAUGACAGCAGAUGAACAACAAGCAAAACUUAACAAAAAAGUGAAGAAAGAAAAGGAAAAGUAGUUCAACAAUAUUAGAUUUUAAGACUAUGGAGGGACACUACCUCUAAAAAUGUGAUAAAAGCAAGCCUUAAAUGAAGCACAAAAAUCAGGGUUUUUGAUGGUGUACAAAAAAAGAGGAAAACAUUUGGCAUUUGGUUUUUAGUGCAUUUUGCAUUUGAAAUAACAGGAUUUGCAUUUAUGGGUUGCACAUAUUCAUUUUACUUGCAAAUUCAUUUAUAGAAACUUUAAACUGGCACUAUAUUUAUUAGAAGCAAAUCAAAAUUUCACAUUGUUUUAUGAUAUAUAAAUAUUAAGAAUGAAUUUUAUUUUUAAUAUAAAAUUAUUCACAUAAUUGUUGAUCUCAAAGUCCAGCACUGUCAGUGUUAAGCAUAAUAUAGAAAUAAAGGUGCAAAGUAUGGACUCAGUUACCCAUCAAAUUAUCCUCAUAAUUAAUUAAAACUUAACAUAAUGCUAAAUUUAUCAGAAGAAACUUGUUACACCUAAUAUUCUUUCAUUAAUACAUAAAAAUACUAAUAUCAAAAUGUUUAAAAUGAAGAAUAAUUAUAAUUGGCAAUUAUUUGUCAAGUAUAUCUUUUGUGCAUGUGAAUUUUAUUUACAUGAUAGUUACAUUCCAUUCUUGUGUAAGAGCCAGGUCAUUAGUACUGUUUGUUAUAAAGGAAGGCGUUUGGGAAUUAAUCUUUUAUUGUAUAGGGGUCAUACAUUGUGAAAUGAACCCUAAAAUAUGCUUAAUCCAUUUUAUUUAAGAUGCUUACAUUUUUACAUAAAUUUUGUUUAAGCAUUGUAUCAGGUGCCUUGUUAUUAGGAAUGUUAAAUUGAUUUUUUUUAUGAUUAUAUUCUUUUAACGAAAAACCUUUCCCGUGUAGGGGUAGAGUUGAGGAGUCACGUUUGUUUAAGCAACCAACAAUUUGUUUCAUUAUAAAUGGUUCUUAAUGUUGUUGUCAAAGAAUACAUUCACCAAUCAAAUUGAAUUUGAAAUCUUUAGAUCACACAUCACACUGUCAAUUAUGGAGUCCUGAGUUUAUUAAAACUGUCUCUUCAUACAUCUUACAAAUGUCUACUCAAGAUGCAAAGCUUUAAGCAAAAUAAAUGGUAAAACUUUGAUUGUGUAGAAAUUAAGAUAUGAUUAAUUCCCACUAGUAUUAUAUGUGAAGGAGCAUAUACUAGUGAUAUAUAUGUGUAGAAUAUAAUCACUUUUUUGUUGAAUUAUAAGUGUCUAUGUGGUGCUUUAUGUAUCCUUCAUAGUAGAAACCUGACAGUAAAAAGUGCUAAAAAAGGCCAUUAUAAAAAUAUUACUCUUUUUUCCUCAUCUGGUUUCUUUCUUUUUAGUUUAAAGAACAGAUUUUCAGAAAAGUGUAGAAAUAGAAUAUGCCUGCUUUUUCUAUUAUUGAAGAAAAAUAGUUUUGGAAUAUUUUUAUUAUGGCCUUAAGUAUUAAUUUUUUUUGUAUUUAUUUAUUUAUCUCAUUUAACUUACAACAUGAUCAAAAAUAUAUAUAUAUAGUGUACAAUUUUUACUUGAAUAGUUAAGGGAAUUUGUGUUUACAGUUUUUUUUAUUAAAACUGAUCCUAAGAGGAGACUGAGAGGGAUGCAUUUCUUUGGUGUAGCUAAGGGUUUGUGUGCAAAGUUUGUUAAACUGGAACUGGUUCUUGUUUGUUUAAUGUUUUUAUGUUGUUGAAUUAUUGUUAUACACUUGUUAUUAUUAACUAAAACUUAAUUUUUACACAAAUUAUUGUUUUAAAUAUUUGAUGUUUUAUUUUGUCAUAAAAGAGAAAAAAAAUUGAAAUAGGUAUUUGAUAUAUAGUACUGUUUGUCAAAUCUGCAAAAAUAAUUAUAUAUUUGAUUGAACCAAUGAUAAAUUUUUCAAGUAAAGAAUUUUCCUUUAAACAAUGAUGGUAUAAUUUAAGUUUAUAAGGUAUUAGGACUUGAAUUGUUGUCCUGAAGUUGCAUGCCUACCAUUAGUUGGACAUUAUCAAAUUUUCUGUUGAAAAACCUUGAAGUUAUAUUGUUUUCCUAAAAAAAAAUCAUUACGCAGCGUUACAUGUUUUAUUGUGUGGAAAAGGGGGGCUUACAUUUCAUUAGUAUGGGUUCUAUUUAAGUUGCAUGCAAAAGGAUUCCAAAUGGUUGUAAAUGCAUAUUUCAAAGAUUGUCUCUAAAAGAUUAUUUCAAAUUUCAAAAAUAUUGCCACAUAUUGUAAAUCAAUGAUUCAAUUAUUAUUAUUUUUUAUAAAGAAAAAGGAUAAUGAUAGUUUCUAUUAUGAUAAUUUACCUGCAUAAUGUAGUAAUACCUUUAACAUAUGAAAUCACAGGGUUGGGUUAUUUUUGUCCAAUGUAAUGUUGCAGUACUACUUAUAAUUGUUUACAUGUAUGAUAGAGAACAAUACAUUUUGGGCUUUCAGUAGAAGGAUUAAGAGUAUAAAGUUAAGCAGGUGUGUAUAAUAAACAUUCUAUAGAGGUGUUAUUGUUUCACUUAUAACCAUUGUUAUGUUUUUAUAUCACAUAUUAUGUCAUAAUAGUCUAUAGCAAAUAAGUGCAUAUUGUGUGCAGUGUGAAUGAUGGAUAAUUAAAUAGGGAUGAAACAAAUCCUGAAUUUGAAUAUAAGUAAUUAAAUUGAUUUCAGAUUUCUCAAAAUUAUAGGUAUUGAUUCUUGCUUUGCUUCAUAGAUACUUCACUGGAAGGUACUAGUCUAAAAAUAAACUUAGUAGGUCAGUUAUCUUUAUAAUCUAGUAACAAGAUAUGUCACAGAUGCAAAGAUUUUUGCGACUGUUUUGAAAUUCAAGAAUAUUUGCAACUUCAAUUAUGAUAUAUAUCAUUCAGAUUUUUAAGUACAUAUCUAUCACAAAAAAAAGUAUGUGUGUGUAUGUGAAUAAUAUUAUAUAGAACAGAUUUACCAAGUGAACCUAUAUGUAAUUUGGUGACAUUCCAUGAAAAGAGAUUUAUCACAGUUGGUAAGAGGGAUAUGCUGUAUAUAUUUGUUUGAAAAUAUAUAUAAUUACAGCAUAUUAUUGGUAUUAAAAAUAUUAACUAACAAAGCCUUUUACAAUGUAUACCCGUGAGUCAUAUAUUGUCAUGUAGUCCAUUCAUCAUCAAAAAGGACAUCAUCUUGUACAUCAUAUCAUUUAUUAUUUCCCAUCCUUUACACUAGAACAUUUUACAUAUAUUGAUUUAAGGGUCUGCAAAAGCCAAUUAUGAAUAUUCAGCAAUGUUUUGAAUUUAGCUUCCUGCUUACCAUUUAAGUAAUUUGUUUUUAAAUUAAUUCAAACAAAAUAUAUAUGAACAUUAAGUAUUCAAUACAUACAAAUUGCACAUUAUGAUCAUUGGCCUAUUUAAAAAGUAUAAUUUAGGUACUGCCUUUUAAAGCAUCUUUUGAAAACAUUUGUUGUUUACUCAUUUCAGUACAAUUACUGAUUCAUGGAGAUCUUUAUGGUCAUGCAUGACAUAUCAAAGCAAAACGUUUGUUCAAACAUUUUUAUUUCAUAUUCUUUUCAACAAUUAAAAUCUUAUCAUCGACUGAAAACGCUACUGGCAGCUCACUAAUCUGAGAUUAGAUAAGACCGAAAACUUCAGAAUUGGCCAGAGUAAUUAGGAAAUUAUUAUGUCAGGUGAAAAUAAUGUGUUAAUGAUGAAGUUUUGUCAAGUUAAAAGACUGGUAAGGUUAUGAAGAAAGUAUGGAAGUUUUUAUAGACCUUAUGUAUUGAAAAUAACCAGGGCUCAUGACCUUUGUCAAUGUUAAUAUAGGUCUAUCAAAACUUCAUUUAUUAGAUACAAAAAUCGUAAGUGUGGUGAAAGUAAAGUCGGUAGAAUAUUUUUAUUGACAUAAAAAUCAGAGUUUACAGAAAUUGUCUGCUAGCAUUUAAAUCAGCAGGAUCAGAUAUUCAAAGAUGAAUUAACAUAAUAAUAAUAAUAAUAAUGACAUAAAUUUAUCCCCCCAGUGAUAAAUACAUGUUGGAUAGUAUUCACACUUUAUUUUCAUUUGACAUAGAUAUACUAAACAUUUAUAUGGGAAGUUAUACAUAAUAAUAAUUAUGGGAAGAACUGUCAGCGAUGAUAUGAUUUAAGUAGUUGUUGUAGCUCCAUCAUUGUACAUAAUGGAUUGUCUCAUUAUGGUUGUGUAUCAGAUAUUGUCUGAACAAUAAACUUAUUUUAUAUUGA